Microthlaspi erraticum is the source of this 3498-nucleotide messenger RNA. The record is from the annotation of a GenBank genome assembly. NCBI's taxonomy places the organism in Eukaryota, Viridiplantae, Streptophyta, Magnoliopsida, Brassicales, Brassicaceae.
AUGAUCGCUCCCGGUUGGUCUUCUAUAACUAAUUAUCCUUUUUCGGAUUUGGGGAAGAUAUGGAUUCUGUUUAAGCAUACGACGGUUAUCACUCCCCUUUUUUUGGACAAGCAAUCAAUCACUUGCGAGGUUACCUUAGAAGAUGGGAUUUCUUUUAUAUACUCUGCUAUCUACGCUUCAAACGAUCUGGAUGAGCGACAAGAGCUGUGGUUAUCGUUACAGGAUACUUACGUCUCGUUUAAUCUUGCAAACAGGCCUUGGAUGUUAAAUGGAGAUUUCAACGAGAUUCUUGUUCCGCAAGAAACCUCUAACUCUCGUGUUACAAACACCACUUCUGCGAUGAGAAUCUUUGGAGACUGUUUGUCAAAUCUUGGGGUUUUUGAUUUGGCAUCACAAGGUCCAACGUUCACUUGGACAAAUAAGUGUCCUUUAGCUCCGGUGGCAAAAAAACUGGACAGAUGCUUAAUCAAUGAUCAUUGGUUACUUUUGUUCCCAUCCUCUCACUGCAUCUUUGAGCCCCCGGAAUUCUCGGAUCAUACUCCUGGUCAUGUGAAACUAGUAACUCCUCCUCCCUCUUAUGGUACGAGGCCGUUCAAGUUUUAUAACUUCUUGGGAAAUUUGCCUUCUUUUCUUCCGUGUGUAAAGGACUCAUGGCUGUUGGCUGGUGAAAGAGCUUCUACUCUGGAAAAAUUUGGUUUCAAGCUGAAAACUCUGAAAAGACCGCUGAAGACUUUAUGCAAAGAGAAAUUCAGCAGUUUGGAAGUUAGGGUGCAAGAUGCGAACCGUGAACUUAAGCGUAUCCAACUUGAGGUCUUAAACAAUCCAACGUCGGCAAAUGUUCAGUUGGAACAAGAAGCACGUGAUAAUUGGCUACGUCUGAUAUUGGCAGAGGAAAGUUUCUUUAGACAAAGAUCAAGGAUAAAAUGGUUAGGUGAAGGUGACUUCGACACCAGGUUUUUCCAUUUGGUCACAAAAGGGAGAAAUGCUUCAAACGCUAUCAAAUACCUUAUCAAGUCUGAUGGGACUCGCACAUCAUCUCUUCAGGAGGUCCACACGAUUGCUGAGUCUUAUUACGCUGGAUUGUACAACUCUAUAAAAGGAGAAUUCAGUCCACAUCUACAGGCAACGCUGGAUAGUCUUAUCGCCCAGCAUUAUUCUGUGUUUCAGCAGCAAAUGAUGAAAAGCUCUUUCUCUGUAGAGGAUAUCAAAUCAUCACUGUUUAAAAUGCCGCUGAAUAGGACACCUGGUCCAGAUGGUUUUCCAGUGGAGUUUUUUAAACGAGGUUGGGAAGUGUUAGGUGAGGAGAUUACGGUCUCUGUUCAGAAUUUCUUCUUGUCCCCGUUCAUGCCCAAAGCACUAAAUUCUACCUCUUUGAUUCUGAUUCCAAAAAGGAGGGGAGCUGAUGAGUUGAAGGAUUUCAGACCCAUCUCCUGCCUAAAUACUAUCUACAAGCUGAUCUCCCGGCUGCUCUCAGAUAGGUUGAAGAGAAUUCUACCUAAAUUGAUCUUGCCAAAUCAAACGGCAUUCAUAAAAGACCGGCUACUUUUAGAGAAUGUCUUUUUAGCUGCUGAAGUUAUAAAGGGAUACCAUCGCCAAAAUCUUUCUCCCAGAAUCACGUUGAAAGUAGAUAUAGCGAAAGCCUUUGAUUCCAUGAGGUGGGAUUUUAUUCUUACUUGUCUGUCUGCUUAUAAAUUGCCUGCAGAGUUCAAUGCUUGGAUCAAGAAAUGUAUCUCCACUCCAUCUUUCUCAGUGAGUAUAAAUGGGAUCACCUCAGGAUAUUUUAAAGGGAAAACGGGCCUCAGGCAAGGAGAUCCUCUUUCCCCAAUUCUGUUUGUUAUGGCAAUGAACAUUCUCUCCAUUAUAUUGAACAAAGCAGCCGAGGAAGGUAUAUUCAAAUUCCACCCAGACUGUGAAAAUGUUCAGCUUACUCAUCUCGCUUUCGCAGAUGAUCUGCUUAUCUUUUUGGAGGGUUCAGCAGACUCAGUUGACGGAGUGCUCAAAAUUCUCGCUCAGUUUGAAAAGAUGUCAGGUUUAGCGGUGAACAUUACUAAAACGUCAAUGUUCUGUUCCGGGGUCUCCACUCAGGUUUUGAAUGACUUGCGAAACAGAUUCUCUUUAGAGGCUGCCUCCUUACCAAUUCGGUAUUUAGGUCUCCCGCUUUCCUCUAAAAAACUCUCGGUAAAUGACUGUGAUCCCCUGAUCUCAAAAAUCAGAAUGAAGAUGAGCAGCUGGAUGCAUCGUCCUCUCAGUUUUGCAGGAAGAUUAACUCUGUUGUCUUCAGUUAUUUCGGGCUUAAUAGUGUUCUGGACUCAGGCAUUCUUUCUCCCCAAAACGGUGAUAAGGCAAAUAAACUCGUUAAGCAGUUCGUUUCUGUGGCACGGAAAACUAGACUGUCCUACGGGUGCGAAGGUUUCAUGGUCGGAGGUAUGUUAUCCAAAAGCUGAAGGAGGGCUCGGCAUCCGAUCAAUCAGUUCUUGGAACGAAGUUUGUGGUUUAAAACUUUUGUGGAUGCUGUUUUUUAAGUCUGGUUCAAUUUGGGUUGCGUGGAUGCGUAAUAGAUACUUAUCUCGGCAAAGUUUCUGGUCUCUCAACCAAGAGAACCCGUCCUUCUCUUGGACUUUUCGGAAAAUCCUAAAGCUACGUCACAAAGCCUCCUCCUUCUUGCGCAUCUUAAUUGGUUCUGGGGAGGAAACUUUCUUUUGGUGGGAUCCAUGGACACCUUUUGGUCCUCUAAUCUCUUACUUGGGACCGCAGGCUCCUGCUAUCAUUGGUAUUCCUCAGGAUGCCUUAGUUAAAGACUGUAUAUCAGACCUAAACUGGAUUCUCCCGCCAGCAAGAUCUGACCAUCACCUAGAGGUUUUCUCGUUCAUUUCCUCUGUUGCUAUUUCAAAUUCGUCAGAUUAUCCUGUUUGGAUUGUCGAGGGGUGCAUCUCUAAAGAAUUCAACAGUAAAGUGCUUUGGAAUAUUAUCAGAGAGUCUAAACCUAAAGUUCCGUGGUACAAGCUGGUGUGGAACAAUGUAGCUAUUCCAAAGCAUUCUACGAAUGCUUGGCUUUUUAUUCUUGACAGGAAUCCAACUCUAUCGCGUCUUCUCUCUUGGGGUCUAGAUGUGGAAGAAUCUUGUCUCCUUUGUGGUCAUGCCCAAGAAAGUCGUGAUCAUUUAUUCUUCUCAUGCCCUUACUCUCUUCUCAUCUGGAAGUCUGUAAUGGUUAGGAUCCGUUGUGUUUCUGUUCCUAUAUCCUGGUCCGACUCCUUACUUUGGGUGAUAUCAGGAUCAUCUUCUUCUACCAAAUCUCUUGCGAUGGCUCAAGGUUGGCAGGCCAGCAUCUAUGAGAUUUGGAGAGAGAGAAAUAGACGGUAUCAUGAAGGUAACACUUCCCCACCUAUAGCUAUUGUAAACCGCAUCUUGUCUGUCCUAAAAAACAGGGCAGUUGCGUUGAAAAGCUUGAGCUCGUGCAAAGGUGAUCCUCUUCUACGCCUCUGGGAAACUGGUCUGUAG